Paraphaeosphaeria sporulosa is the source of this 1880-nucleotide messenger RNA. RefSeq names its product MFS general substrate transporter. Gene Ontology annotation, molecular function: transmembrane transporter activity. The coding region runs from base 152 to 1579 and encodes 475 amino acids. Lineage: Eukaryota; Fungi; Ascomycota; Dothideomycetes; Pleosporales; Didymosphaeriaceae. The transcript is spliced from 5 exons. The record is from RefSeq and is a predicted model, not a curated record. Gene Ontology annotation, biological process: transmembrane transport.
CUUAUGACACAUCCAGUGACACCCCGCAAAUAUUAUUCUAGGCUUCACUGCCGUUUGCUUUGGAAGGCUUGGUGUUUGUCUUACUUAUUUAGUUUGGGGGCGGAACCUCGGUGGUAAGAGAACCUGAAGUUUAUCAUUGCCAUCUAUCCAAAUGUCUGACGAGGACGUUUCCGAGCGCCGCUCGUGGCGAAAGUCGAAGACUCUGGUUGUCUUCACGGCAACACUUGGACUUUUUACUGAGAAUUUUCUCUACGGCUUUAUUGUUCCUAUUCUCCCCUAUAUGAUCGAGAAACGGCUCUGCCUGGACCCAGCGUUCACUCAGCGAUUCACGACAGAGCUUCUCUUCAUCUUAGGCCUCAUAUCGAUCCCUGCAGCUCCCAUCAUUGGCCACUUUGCAGAUAAGACGACGAGCCGGAAAAUCCCACUCUUGAUCUCGCUCGUGGGAUGCACGGUUGGCACACUUCUGGUCGCGUUGACGCCAUCAGUAUGGGCCGUGUACGUAGGCCGAAUUCUCCAAGGCAUCUCGGGAACAGGCGCAUGGAUCGUAGGCUUUGCAAUGCUGACUGACGCGGCGGGCUCCAAGCAUCUAGGCAAGGCCCUGGGCUUUUCUGGAUCUUUUAUUACCGCAGGUGUUCUGUCAGGGCCCGUGAUCUCAGGUGCGUUCUUGCAGUGGUUCGGUUACUGGGCAGCGUGGUCUGUACCUUUGGCACUCAUUGCGAUUUGCUUCGUUGCUCGGCUGGCGAUUGUGGAAGAGAGACGACCAGACCAGUUGAAGACGUCGACUAUAUCAGCCGAAGCUCAAGCUCAUAACGAGACAUCACCACUUCUUUCGCCAGAGGGCAGUGAUCAAGACGAAGCAGCGGCGAGCUCCCAAGAGGAGGCAAAGGUCCCACCUACUCGCGGCUUCUACGCUAUCAUGUUCAGCAAAGGGGCCACAUACGCCGCUCUACUCAACGUGACAGCCUUCUCAAUGAUCAUCUCAGGCUUCGACACUACUUUACCAUUACAUCUUAGGCAGGAAUUUGGCUGGCGUCCCGCACCGAUAGGUUCGAUAUUCCUCGGCAUCCAGAUCCCCAGUAUGAUCCUCGCGCCAUUCGUGGGCUGGCUGCGUGACCGCAUCGGGCUCCGCUGGCCGACGACAUUAGGGUGGGCUUUGAGCACCCCGUUGUUCUGGUUCUUAGGCGUUCCUGGCAAAGACAAUUUCUUGGGAGUCGGGGAUGGGGCGAAGGGACAAGCUGCGUUUGUAGCGGCCACGAUUGGAGUGGGCAUUAUCUGGUCGUUUGUCAGAGGCGCGGGAACGUUUCAGCUGACCACAAUCAUGCAUGAGCUGAAAGCUCAGGACCCCAAUAUAUUCGGGCCAGGCGGCGGGAGUUCCCGCACGUUCUCAAUGACCGAGACGUCGUUCGCCAUCGGGCUUGUACUCGGUCCUCUCAUAACUGGUGCCUUGGCGGAUGCCUUCGGGUUCUACUACGCUACGAGUGCACUCGCGUGCGUCUCUGUCGUGGCAUCGAUAUCGUCAUGGAUGUUCUUCACACACAAGGCGCCAGUGCGCGAGCCCGAAGCAGAUGGUGGAUUGUAACUUGCGACGUUGGAACCAUUCAAUGCGGAGAUCUUCGCAAACGAGUCUGUUCUCAUGGCCAUUCCAUUUGGAGAAAUGCUUGCCUGGAAUACUGGUGCUUAGAACCAUGCAUCAACGCAACUACUUUCGGGGCAAUAUCCUCGUUUUUUUUUUCGCACAGUAUAACUAGUUCUCCCAACUAGGCGUGCAAAUCCUAUCGUCGCGCCUCAGGUCGGAAGCUCUGUGGGUUUCAUAGGCAACCGAAGGAUGGAUGGCACUGCAAGGCUUUGUAGCUCAUGAUAAGGAAGAUGGAAGUACAAAC